Messenger RNA from Malus domestica (apple), 1608 nucleotides. Lineage: Eukaryota; Viridiplantae; Streptophyta; Magnoliopsida; Rosales; Rosaceae. The record is from RefSeq and is a predicted model, not a curated record.
AUGGCAGAACAGAUUGUAUGCUUUGUGAUCGACAAGUUAAUUCAACUACUCAUCGCCACAGAAGCAAACCUUUCGAGAAAUGCACGUACUGAAGUUGGUUUCAUCAAAGAUGAACUCGAAAGCAUCCGAUCAUUCCUCAAGGAAGCAGAUGCUAUGGCUGCAGCAGCAGAUGGAGAGACGGGGAAUGACGGUGUCAAAACUUGGGUCAAUCAAGUAAGAGAAGCAGCUUUUUACAUUGAAGAUGUCAUUGAUGAAUAUUUGCUCCGCAUCUUAUGGCAUCAUCAACACACCAUGGAUUCCUUCGUUUUUUUCCACAAAAUUAUCCGGUUGGCUAAAAAAAUGAGAUCAAAGGAUGGGAUAGUUUCGAAAGUUGACAGUAUAAAAAAAUUGGUUCGUGAAAUCAAGGAGAGAAGUGAAAGAUAUGGAUUCAAAUCCAUUGAUCAGCAAGGCCAGAGCAGUGGAGAAAAGACUCUACUGUCGAACGACCCUCGAGUGGCUUCCCUUUUCAUUAAGGAAGCUGAAAUUGUGGGGAUUGAAUCUGCCAGAGAUGAGCUAACUCGUUUGUUGGUAGAAGGAGCGACGAGACGUGAAGUGAUAUCAGUGGUUGGCAUGGGAGGACUUGGGAAAACCACUCUUGCCAAGAAAGUGUAUGACCAGCCGAAGGUGAUGGCACACUUUGAUUGCUAUGCUUGGAUUACAGUGUCCCAGUCGUACAGGGUUGAGGAUCUUCUGAGGACGGUAAUCAAAAAGUUCUACAGUUCAAGGAAGGAGCGUUUCCCAGAGGAAAUUGACACAAUGGAUGAGGAGUCCCUGAUUAGCACAUCGAGAGAGUAUUUGCAGCAAAAGAGGUACAUUGUUGUGUUUGAUGAUGUGUGGAAAGUAGAUUUUUGGGGGGCAAUAGAACAUGCUUUACCCGAUAAUGAAGGCGGACGAAUAAUUAUCACUACACGGAUUCAAGAUGUUGCCAACUUUUGCAAAAGAUCUUGUUUUGUUCAUGUUCAUCACUUGCAGCAUCUGCCUCCAAACAAGGCAUGGAAAUUGUUUUGUAGGAAGGCAUUUCAGUUUGAAUUGGAGGGAAAGUGUCCUGAAGAGUUGGAAGAGUUGUCUCUUAACAUCGUCAAAAGAUGCGAAGGACUACCUUUGGCAAUUGUUUCCGUAGGUGGUCUGCUGUCAACCAAAGCUAAAGUUGUGUCUGAAUGGCAGAAGUUAUACAAUAGCUUAAGUUCAGAGUUAGAAAGCAAUCCCCACCUUACAAGCCUCACAAGAAUCCUAUCCCUCAGCUAUCACCAUCUACCGUAUUACCUCAAAUCUUGUGUAUUAUACUUUGGCAUCUUUCCUGAGGAUUACUCAGUUAGUUGCAUAAGAUUAGUUCGGUUGUGGAUCGCUGAAGGCUUUGUGAAACCGAAGAUGGGCAAGACACUAGAAGAGGUUGGAGAGGAAUACUUGAUGGAGCUAAUUCACAGAAGCCUGGUUCAAGUUUCAGAAGUUUACAUUGAUGGAAAAGCUCGAGGUUGUAGAGUUCAUGAUCUAUUGCACGACGUCCUCCUUAAAAAGGGGUUGGAUUCCAGCUUCUGUCAUGUGUUUAUCAAAAGGCAAGUUGACUUUUAA